CAUGUAUUUUAAACUUGUAUUGGCUUCAGUUGGUCUCAUGUGUAUAGGUUUUGUCUCAGGUUCGGGCACAAGAUAUUGUCAUGAAUGCGGUACAGGUAGAUCCAAGGACUUUCAAAACUGCCGUCAGUUUGUAAAUAUUACCAAAAGUUGUUAUCGGUCACCACCUGGAUAUUGCAUAUUUAUUGUUGGAAAUAAGACAGAAGACAAUAAGGUCGUUGACUUUGCGUCAAGAAUAUGUUCUAUCCGUAAUUGUGACUGGCAUAGGCUUUAUAACAAAGCAAACAAACACUGUUCACAGUGCGAAAGUGACUAUUGCAAUACUGACAAAUUUUGAUCAAAUAGACCAAGCUUUAAUAAGAACUAUGAGUACUUUUCUGCAUACUGGGCAACUAAAGAUUUAAAUUCAAAACUAUCCCUCCCAAACUAACUGAACCCCAUGGCACAUGAUCGUCUAGAUACAGCUACCUAACCUGACUAGCAAAAUACUAGCACCACUUACUACCUUGUGUUUUAAGAGUCGCUACAAGAUAUGUGUUGGCUGUCGGAAUGAGGAUCAAGUAAGGAAUACAAAUAAAUCAAGUGCAUGCUUUAAAAACGCAGAUUUAAUCA
This is a messenger RNA of Photinus pyralis (common eastern firefly), 609 nucleotides long. RefSeq lists its product as uncharacterized. Bases 2 to 334 code for a protein of 110 amino acids. The record is from RefSeq and is a predicted model, not a curated record. NCBI's taxonomy places the organism in Eukaryota, Metazoa, Arthropoda, Insecta, Coleoptera, Lampyridae. The transcript is spliced from 3 exons.